Messenger RNA from Symsagittifera roscoffensis, 1644 nucleotides. RefSeq names its product inorganic pyrophosphatase-like. The coding region runs from base 90 to 1385 and encodes 431 amino acids. Gene Ontology annotation, biological process: phosphate-containing compound metabolic process. Lineage: Eukaryota; Metazoa; Xenacoelomorpha; Acoela; Convolutidae. Gene Ontology annotation, molecular function: inorganic diphosphate phosphatase activity; magnesium ion binding. The record is from RefSeq and is a predicted model, not a curated record. Gene Ontology annotation, cellular component: cytoplasm. The transcript is spliced from 3 exons.
UUAUCAGCUGCUAUGUGUGUUUUACGGUCCUAAUCUACCUCUGAAUUAAGCAAUCAAAACGUUCUGCUUGAUAUUUGGUCUUGUCUUGUAUGAUCUAUGCUUGUGCUGCCACUGCUAUCUGUAUACGUGCAACUUCUGGUCUGACUGUUGUGAAUGCUUUGCAUUUAUUGACCACUCCAACUAAAUCUGUUCUGACGCGAGUUUCAUUCAACAUAUCGACCACUAGAAUGACGACAGCAGCAGCUAGGUACCCUCUAGAGCCUAGAGGCAAACUAUACACUGAGAGUUAUCGACUCUUUUUCAAAAAUGAACACGGCCAACCCAUUUCGCCCUUCCACGACAUUCCUCUCAGAGCAUCCGAGGAGGAAAAUGAUGUUUUCAAUAUGGUCGUCGAGGUGCCCAGGUGGACAAAUGCUAAGAUGGAAAUCAGCAAAUCUGAGCUUCUUAACCCAAUUGUGCAAGACGUGAAGAAAGGAAAGAUGAGGUUUGUGUCCAAUGUCUUCCCACACAAGGGUUAUAUCUGGAAUUACGGGGCGUUUCCCCAGACAUGGGAAGAUCCUAAAAUCGAGCACCCCGGAACAUGUGCGAAAGGUGACGACGACCCACUGGACGUGUGUGACAUCAGCUCCUUGGUUGUUCCGCAGGGAUCCGUCAUUCAAGUGAAAGCCCUAGGAAUUCUGGCGAUGAUUGACGAGGGAGAGACGGACUGGAAAGUGAUUGCGAUCAAUACGCAGGAUCCUCUCGCACAACACAUGAAAGAUAUUGCGGACGUUGAAAAGUUCAAGCCUGGUCUUCUUCACGCAACUCUAGAGUGGUUCAAGUACUACAAAGUUCCCGACGGAAAACCUACAAACGCUUUUGGCUUCAAGAACAAGUUCAGGAACCAGCAAUUCGCUCUUGAAAUUAUCCACGAAACACACGACUACUGGAAAAGGCUACUGGGCCUGGACGGAGCCGAACCCCAGUCGGAUGAAGACUGUGGUAUUAAACGUGCCUCGACGUGCAUGGCCGAAUCUAGAUAUAAUAUUGGAGUCGAGGAGGCGCAAAAUUUUGUAGACAGCUGCGCUGAAUUCGAUAGAGAGGAAGCUCCGAUCGAAGACUCGAAAGCGACUGAGUUCUUUUUCAUUAACGCCGCUUCCGUUCUUACCACGAGUGAAGUGACGGCGGAGAGCGGUCAAGGGGAUGCACCCGUAGAAAAUGGAAAUGAUGGGCAAUCGGAAGAACCUAGUGCUGAAAAUGGAGCAAUUGAGGAGCAAAAUGGACCAGAGGCGAAUUCCACUGAUCACGCUGCAGGUGACGCAGCCGGCGAAGACCAGUCGAUUCCGACCAAAACUGUGGAGGAGUCACCGGCACCUGAGGAAAACGCGGAGACAAAUGAGAACUAAAACUGAAAACUGUUUGAAAAUAAAGCUGCUAAUUUGUGGGCGCUGAAUGUUUUAAGUGUCGAUAAUUAUUUAAAUCACUAACGAAUGUAUGAGCUAAAUAAAGUAUGCUGAGUUAAUGAAAACAUUGUUUCCGUUCACGAAUCCUGGUCACGCUGUAAAGAAAAUCCUUGCGUUACAUUGGCUUAUGUUGAAUUCGUCGUUUGAUUUGUUAAUUCGGAUUGAUUUGAAACUAAGUUAAAAUUUAUUAUUUGAUUUCGUA